Molecule: messenger RNA, 969 nt
Organism: Blastomyces gilchristii SLH14081
Lineage: Eukaryota; Fungi; Ascomycota; Eurotiomycetes; Onygenales; Ajellomycetaceae
Exons: 3
Coding region: 164-604 (146 amino acids)
Source: RefSeq, a predicted model, not a curated record
GAGAUCAUUGGUCAUAUCGAGAUCACAUGGCAUAUUUUAUUGCCGGCUCGGCUCACCGCCUUGAAUUCGCGGGGCUGAGAGUUGUGAUUGACAAUCUUCAACACUCAGAUCGGUUCUAUAUUUUGGGGGACAGAAGACAUAUUUAUAAUAUUAUUCGCUGAAAAUGGCUCAAACAGACCACCUUAAGAAAAAACGACCUUCCGAGUCCGCGAAAAAAGAACUGGAAUUAGUGGCGGAAUGGAUAGGCGGAAAUGAUAUUCGAUGGGAACACCUAGGAGGAGCGUUAUACGAGUGUAUCGAUGCGAUGUUGGAUGACAAACUGAGUCGAUAUGUUGAAAAAUUGGAAGAACCCGAAACUCGGCAGCGUGUUUUUCGAGUACCUGGAUCCAAAUAUGCCCGUAUACUCGCGUCUGGCGGAGUGGCUCAUAUACACCCUAUCCGUGUACAUGGGGAAGCUGCAACAGUUGACUCAAUCCCCGUUCAAGUCGGAGAGUAUAUCACAAUAAGAAAGGAAGUACGUGUUGAACUUGCGACGGAUUUCUUGGUUAUAUCAAAGGGCAAGCCAAAGCAGGAAAGUGGCCACGAUUCCGGGGAUCAGGAAUAGCCUGUUAUCUCUGGGAAAGAUAUUCCGGCAAAUUUUGCCCAUCAACAUCAAAGGGCGGCAGCACCCAUUCAUCACUAUCAACAUCAAACGGCGGCAGCACCCAUUCAUCACUAUCAACAUCAAACGGCGGCAGCACCCAUUCAUCACUAUCAACAUCAUAAUAGGUUGGCAGCGGAUCCCCAUUAUUGAUAUCUAAGGACGGCAGUGAAUGUGUAUCAUCGACGUCCGCCGCUGGAAGGGCUUCAAUUUGUGGUAGGCACUGGUCCACCCCAUCUGACUGGAAAGUCUCUGUUCCAUUCAUGUCUUGUCUGGCUGUAACUAGAGUCAAAUUAGUCAACAAUCUUAACACUUAUUUAUCAUCCGUA